AUGGCGCAUGCACCCAUCAACGAAGGCGUACCAGCUCCAGGCAACUCAGACGCGCCACUCCGAACUCAGCUCCUGUCGAACCUGACCACCCAAACGCACCUCCUCUCCACCCUCUUCACCCUUCUCGCCUCCCCUCCCCCCUCUUCCUCUGCAUCCAGCGAAACGAUCCAGACGCUCUACUCUAGUCUUCUUCACUCGACGUAUGAUCUCGAAGGGCUAGUGGACGAGGCGUACGCGCACCAAGAGGCCUAUGCGCGUCUGAUGGCGCUCAAGGAAGAGGCGAAGGGGUUGGAGGGGGAAGUAAGGGGAGCAUUGAGGGCUUUGGAAGGUGGGGUGGGGGAGCUGGAGGGAAUGGUGAGGGAGGGGAGGAAGGUCAGGGAGAGUAUUGAACGGUCAGAGAAUGAACCCCUCUCCUCCUCGACUCUGCUAGCUACCGCCCAGAACCUCGCCUCUCACUCCUCUGCGCCUAUCUCUGCUCUCUUAGCCCCGCAGGACCAAGCGCAGUAUAUGCCCUGGCCAACGGAGGGUGCGAUGCGCGCGGGGUUGUUGUUCAUGAUGGGAGGGAGUAUGAGUGGGGUUGGGGAUCUUGGGAAGAUUGGGGAUGAAAUCGUCGACGCGAGCAAGAUGGACGUUGAUCCCGUUCAACCUCAACAUCAGGCGGUCCACGAGGAGGAUACUCGGCGGUAUGACCCCAAUGCCGUCUUCCAGCUCGAACUCAACUCGGACUCGGAAGAGGACGACUGA
This is a messenger RNA of Dioszegia hungarica, 744 nucleotides long. RefSeq names its product vitamin-D-receptor interacting mediator subunit 4-domain-containing protein. The record is from RefSeq and is a predicted model, not a curated record. The transcript is spliced from 3 exons. Gene Ontology annotation, molecular function: transcription coregulator activity. Bases 1 to 744 code for a protein of 247 amino acids. Gene Ontology annotation, biological process: regulation of transcription by RNA polymerase II. Gene Ontology annotation, cellular component: mediator complex; core mediator complex. Lineage: Eukaryota; Fungi; Basidiomycota; Tremellomycetes; Tremellales; Bulleribasidiaceae.